AUGGCAUCCAGCUCCAAGUGCAGCUCGAGCUCAGCAUGGACCGCGAAGCAGAACAAGUUAUUCGAGAAGGCGCUGGCGGUGUACGACAAGGACACUCCAGACCGCUGGCAAAAUGUGGCACGGGCCGUCGGGGGGAAGUCAGCCGAAGAAGUCAAGAAGCACUACGAAGAUCUCAUCGAUGACGUUAAGUUUAUCGAGUCGGGCAGGGUUCCCCUCCCCAACUACCGCAACACCUCCGCCGGGGGCGGCGGCAGCUCCGUCGAUGACGAGGAGCGGAGGUAG
Messenger RNA from Spirodela intermedia, 282 nucleotides. The record is from the annotation of a GenBank genome assembly. Lineage: Eukaryota; Viridiplantae; Streptophyta; Magnoliopsida; Alismatales; Araceae.